CUCCUGUUUGAAUUCAAUACGAGUGGACAGCUGGAUGCUCGAUGCAGCAGCUUUGUUGACGUUACCAGGGAGAGAGCAGCUUUAAGUCAUAUGAUUUCCUCUUUAAAGUGAAGCCCUAAUGCCACCAACUUGUCGUAUGUGGCGUAACCACAUACCCCCUACUCCCACGUGCACACACAACUCUAUUGGGGCCUUUUCACUGAACAAAGCAGAGCACAUCCGUUUGUGCGGGCAGAGUGUGUGAGAAUGGGAUGGGUGGAAAAGGGCUCUUUUUAGUGGCUGCACCUGUCCUAUUUUACGAGGCACUAAUAAGCAGAUAACAGUCACUAGGCUGGGAAAAAAAUGAGUGAGAGCCAUUGAAAUUAGGCUGAAAUUAAUUAGGUCCUCCUCUGAAGUCCUGACUUUGCGUGGCCAGCAUCUAGAGCUUUGAGAGUUGAGUCAAAAAUGAAGAUUUCCCUGACCUUUCACCCAAUCCAGCAGUUCUUUCCUUCCUGUUUGAGCCCGAUUUGAUGCUUACCCCUGUCCUAACUAAGCGUGGCCCUGUGUCCGUCACCCUGUCCUGUGCGUCGGUGAGUGUCAGCAGUGGUGUCCACGCCUGCGCACUGCGAGUGAAAGUCCUUCUUUGCGCUCCAUGGUGUGGUGAGUAAUUCAGCCAUAAUCCGCCUUUCUCCUCUCCCCUCUUCUUUCCCCUCUCCUCUCCCCCUCUCCUGCGGUUCCAUUCAUAUUCUAAUCACAGCUUUCCCUUCUCCAGCUCUCAGGCACUCCAUCAGAGCCCUCCCAGCCUCGGGUUUUGCACUUUUACUUCCCCCCCUUUGUGACCGUUCCCUCUUCUCAGAGGCAUACCAAAAAUAAGGUUGCAAAAAAAAAAAAGAGGUGAGAACUCCACCAAAACAUUCACACUGGUGCGGUUUCAUCAUGUAUGGAUGUGUGUUGCGCCGCAGCUCUGGAAAAGUUACCACAAUAGUGCUUUGGGGGGUUUGAAUGAGGAGUGAGGAGCAGCACAAAUGCAGGCAACAAGUGUGUGAGGGAUGUGAAGUGGGAGUUAAAACCAGAAGGAAAGGCAAGAGUGGUGGUUGUGUAGAGAUGUAUGUUUAUUCGGAGCUCGGGGGUGUAUAAAAACGUAUUAAAUGCCAUAAUGGAAGACGGGGAGGCCACAGUGUUAGGACUGCGUAGAUCUAAGCCUCUUUUUUUUUUUUUUUCGUUGGGAGGGAGCUUUUCUUAUUCAAAACAGCCCCACAAAAGACUUCCAGUGAGCCUUGCCACAUCCCCAUCUGACUUGGGGCCAUUCAUCAGCCUUCCAAGCCUAUCAAUGACAUGUCCCCAUCAGGGCUCCUAUAAAAUCAGCCCCUUUCCCAUGAAACAUCAGCAAACAUUUUGACGGGUCUGGCUUUCCCCCCGCUGGAUUUCUGGAGUCUCUACCCCCCCGCCCCACACCCUCACCCCCUUCCUUUCCACCCUUAUUCCCACCUCCCCUCCUCUCCUCCGCCAACACCACCCCUCUCUUGGGCGAACCUCAGAUCCUCAACAUCUCCUGUGACGGGCAGCGGUCACGGAAACACAGAGCUAGGCGAGGGGAGAGCCACUGAGGAGGGGGAAACGUGCGCUAAGCCAUUUUCUUGGAGGAGUCAGUGUCGUUGAUGGGAAGAGGAUGCAUUGCGGGCUGCUGGAGGAGCCUGACAUGGAUUCCACAGAGAGCUGGAUUGAAAGAUGCCUUAAUGAGAGUGAGAGUAAGCGAUACUCCAGCCACACGUCUCUGGGGAACAUGUCCAAUGAUGAACAUGAAGAAAAAGAAAAUAACAGAGCCUCAAAACCACAUUCGACACCGGCUACGCUGGAAUGGCUAGAAGAAAACUACGAGAUAGCCGAAGGUGUGUGCAUCCCCCGAAGUGCCCUCUAUAUGCAUUACCUAGACUUCAGCGAAAAGCACGACACGCAGCCUGUGAACGCAGCCAGCUUUGGAAAGAUCAUAAGGCAGCAGUUUCCAGCACUGACUACCAGACGACUGGGAACAAGAGGGCAGUCAAAGUAUCACUACUAUGGAAUAGCGGUGAAGGAGACCUCCCAGUAUUAUGACGUGAUGUACUCCAAAAAGGGAGCGGCGUGGGUGAACGAGACGGGGAAGAAAGAGGCCACGAAGCAGACAGUGGCGUAUUCACCGCGCUCCAAACUGGGGACGCUCCUGCCAGAGUUUCCAAAUGUCAAAGACCUAAAUUUGCCUGCCAGCCUGCCAGAAGAAAGGGUGUCAACCUUCAUCAUGAUGUACAGAACACACUGUCAGAGGAUACUGGACACCGUUAUUCGGGCCAACUUUGAUGAGGUCCAGAGCUUCCUGCUGCACUUCUGGCAGGGCAUGCCGCCCCACAUGCUUCCUGUCCUCGGCUCCCCCACGGUGGUGAACAUCGUCGGUGUCUGUGACUCCAUCCUCUACAAGGCCAUCUCAGGUGUGCUGAUGCCCACCGUCCUGCAAGCACUGCCUGAUAGUUUAACUCAGGUCAUUCGAAAAUUUGCCAAACAGCUCGAUGAGUGGCUUAAAAUAGCACUUCAUGACCUUCCAGAAAACCUGAGGAAUAUCAAAUUUGAACUAUCGAGGAGAUUUUCUCAGAUCCUAAAGCGGCAAACAUCACUAAACCAUCUAUGUCAGGCAUCGCGGACUGUGAUAAACAGCGCCGACAUCACCUUUCAAAUGCUGGAGGACUGGAGGAACGUGGACUUGAACAGCAUCACCAAGCAGACACUUUACACCAUGGAGGACUCGCAGGAGGAGCACAGGCAGCUUAUUAUCCACUUGUAUCAGGAGUUUGAUCGUCUGCUGGAGGAGCAGUCGCCGAUCGAGGCUUACAUCGAUUGGCUGGACUCGAUGGUGGAUCGCUGCGUCGUCAAGGUGGCGGGGAAGAGGCCCGGGAGCCUGAAGAAGGUGGCCCAGCAGUUCCUGCUUAUGUGGUCGUGUUUUGGUACCAGAGUCAUCCGGGAUAUGACCCUGCACAGCGCGCCCAGCUUCGGCUCCUUCCACCUGAUUCACCUCAUGUUUGACGACUAUGUGCUUUACCUGCUGGAGUCCCUGCACUGCCAGGAGAGAGCCAACGACCUCAUGAGGGCCAUGAAAGGCGAGGGCAGCACAGCAGAGAGAGAGGAAGAAUUUACGCUGACAGAAACCGCCCCCGCCUCGCCGUCUCCGGGAUCCUACUCUCCCGCUCGGUCAGUCCACUCUGUGGGCGUCUCCUCGGCCAGCUCCCCCACAGCAGCCGUGUCCCCGGAGUACACCGGAGUACCUGCCACGACAGGCGCUGUUCAGUCAUAUACCUGGUCCCUUACAUACACAGUGACAACAGCAGGCGGGGCCGCUCCAGAGGCCGGGCAGCAGCUGUCCUGUAUGAGGAGCAGCGCUCCCGUACCCCCUCCAUCUUCUGCCCACAGGAUGCCAGUCUACAGGGAGGAGCACGGGUAUACUGGUAGCUACAACUAUGGCAGUUACGCCAACCAGCAUCCUCACUCCAUCCAGAGCCAGUACCCGAGUUUGGCCCACGAGCCGACGAUCCCAGCCCCGCUGCACUACUCCGCCUACCACCGUACAUCUGCACAGUACCAGCUCAACAGCCAGAUGUCCCGAAUGGAGCCGUGCCUGAUGGGCAGCACUCCUCGGUUGCACCCCACACCUGUUGCCCCCCGGUGGCCAGAUGUGUCACCAGGUAACAGCUGUUACACCAGCCCGCCUAUGCAUUCGUCCCGCUAUACCACCUCUGGGGAUAUGUACUCACCCCUGGGCCCACGCAGGAACUCAGAGUAUGAACACUCGCAACAUUUCCCCGGCUUUGCCUACAUCAACGGGGAGGCCACCACCGGCUGGGCCAAAUAGCCUUAAAUCUGAGAGCUGUGAACACUUUCCAAUCAAGCGCAUGAAAAAAAAAAAAGGGAACGGAGAGUAAAAUGCGCCAACGUAAGGUAAAACGAAUCACGGCGUGGAUGUUCUGACAAUUUUAAAACACGCAUUACAUCAAUCGCAUCCAAUGAUUGGCUGCAACUUGUGGGGAGGUUUAUUAAAGUUUCUUCAGCAGUCGACAGAAGAAAAACAAAAUAAGAUUGCAGCAAAAUCAUUUUGAGAGUGCAAUGCUGCUGCCAAGCUGUGCCUUCGAUUUAAGGAAUGUACACCUCUGCCAGAGUUUCCCUCAUCCACGAGGUCGGGCGCACACGCGGUCCCACCAACCCGCCCGCCCCUCCGUCAGUGAUGUCCAGCGACUGACGGCUCUGCGUGCUCUAAGCUGUACAAUCUCAGUCUCCUCUUGUUGCUCAGCAGUAUCCUGUCGUGAGCCCUCUGCAGCAGAUGCUUGCACUGCAGCUCGAUGAUGAUGAUGAUGGACUGCACUGCCUUAACAUUCUCCUGGGAUACUUAACAUCACAGGUGACCGAUAUAAACUCAAGAAAGACCUUGAUGGGUGUGUUAAGGUUUCUUCAUCUUGGAUACUUUUUUUUUUUUAAAUGAUGAACAAUGUGACUUAGAAAGAAAAAAAGUGUAUUCUGUCGCAAGCCUUUCUGCUGUUUUUCUGUGACUAUAUAUCUAUACACACACACACACACACACACACACACAAACACACACACACACAUAUAUAAAUAUAUAUAUAGUAUGUAUUUUCUGUAACUUUGUAACAUGGUGUAUCCUUUAUUUUCUAUGUUACAAUUGGUACUUUGUUCUCUGUUUUGUAUCGCUAGUAAAGACGCAUUAACCUAGGGUUGUGUGUUCUAUAUAAUGCACUCAAAGCUACUGAGGACCUAUUACCCUAUGGGUAUUUAUAAAAAGGGAAAAAUAUCAAAGUGUACAGUAACAUGAAGUCUAGUCACUUUUCUGUAAAUAAAAGCACUGGAAACCAUCCGUGGUGACUGUUAGACUAUCACAGUUAAAACUGGUGUGUAUGUGUGAAAUAUGUUGACACAUAAAUUUAAAACCGUGAGA
Molecule: messenger RNA, 4948 nt
Organism: Neolamprologus brichardi
Lineage: Eukaryota; Metazoa; Chordata; Actinopteri; Cichliformes; Cichlidae
Gene: rfx4
Product: regulatory factor X, 4
Biological process (GO): regulation of transcription by RNA polymerase II
Molecular function (GO): DNA-binding transcription factor activity, RNA polymerase II-specific; RNA polymerase II cis-regulatory region sequence-specific DNA binding
Source: RefSeq, a predicted model, not a curated record